CAUGGCGGGUGCUAAGGAGGGGGAGGGGGCCGGCUGUUUUUCUGGAGAGUUAGAGCUGGAGUGAGACAAAGCAAGGCCGGCAGGCUGGGCUGGCGGGCGCCAUGGAGCUGCGGUCCCAAGUCCUGCUCUGGAAACUUGUGCUCCUGCAGAGCUCUGUGGUCCUUCUGUCUUCAGGGCCAUCUGGGUCCUCGACAGCGGGCAGCUCCGUGGUGUCCGAGUCCGCAGUGAGCUGGGCAGCUGGCGCCCGGGCCCUGCUGCGCUGCCAGAGCCCGCGCAUGGUAUGGACCCAAGACCGGCUGCACGACCGCCAGCGCGUGGUGCACUGGGACCUCAGCGGCGGCCCCGCCGGCGGCCCCGCACGUCGACUUGUGGACAUGUACUCGGCGGGCGAGCAGCGCGUGUACGAGCCGCGCGACCGCGGCCGCCUCCUGCUGUCGCCCUCCGCCUUCCACGACGGCAACUUCUCGCUGAUCAUCCGCGCGGUCGGGGAGACAGACGAGGGGCUGUACACCUGUAACCUGCACCACCAUUACUGCCACCUCUAUGAAACCCUGGCCAUCCGCCUGGAGGUCACUGACAACCCCCGGGUCGCCGGCGCGCACUGGGACGGCGAGAAGGAGGUGCUGGUGGUGGAGCGCGGCGCGCCCGCGCUGCUGACUUGUGUGAACCGCGCUCACGUGUGGACCGACCGGCACCUGGAGGAGGCGCAGCAGGUGGUGCAUUGGGACCGGCAGCCGCCCGGGGUCCCGCACGACCGCGCCGACCGCUUGCUCGACCUGUACGCGUCGGGCGAGCGUCGCGCCUACGGGCCACCCUUCUUGCGCGACCGCGUGGCGGUGGAGGCGGACGCUUUUGCGCGCGGCGACUUCUCGCUGCGCAUCGACCAGCUGGAGCCGGCCGACGAGGGCACCUAUUCCUGCCACCUGCAUCACCACUACUGCGGCCUGCACGAGCGUCGCGUCUUCCACCUGAAAGUCACUGAGCCGGCCCCCGAGCCGCCCCCGCGGGACUCCCCAGGCAACGGCUCCAGCCACAGCAGCGCCCCCGCCCCAGACCCCACGCUAGCACGUGGCCGCAGCGUCAUCAACGUCAUAGUCCCGGAGAGUCGAGCUCACUUCUUCCAGCAGCUGGGCUACGUGCUGGCUACCCUGCUGCUCUUCAUCCUGCUGCUCAUCACGGUCAUCCUGGCCACCCGGCAGCGCCGCCGUGGAGGUUACGAAUACUCAGACAAGAAGUCGGGGAAAUCAAAGGGGAAGGACGUGAACAUGGCAGAGUUUGCUGUGGUCACAGGGGACCAGGCUUUUUACAGGAGUGAGGAUAUCCAACUAGAUUACAAAAACAACAUCCUGAAGGAAAGGGCUGAGCUGGCUCACAGCCCUCUGCCGGCUAAGAACAUCGACUUGGACAGAGAGUUCAGGAAGGAGUACUGCAAAUAAAGUGAUUGGGGCUCCUGGCUGGCUGGCAGCUCCUGGCCAGCAGCACAUCCUCCUGACUGACCAUCAUGCAGCUCACCUGGCCCCCCUUUUGGCGGCUGGUCCCGCCCAUCCUGGAACUUUGGCCUGAUCAGGUGCAGAGCAAGGUUGCCUCCAGACAUCUCUCUAGGGAGCCACCCUCAUCCUCCAAGCUACAGUGGGCUCCUGGGACUCUGCCAAGCAUUGGGGCUGCACCGGCUGUGCAGGCACUCCCUGCUGGCCCUGUCUCCCCCUCUCCCCCCACACAACCUAGCCCUCAGGCUCUGCAGGCUUCUGCCCUAUGGGAGAGCCCCGCCUCUGCAGGGGCAGGCCAGGAGACACUCUAGGAGUGGGGAUCAGCCUCAGGGCUGGCACGCCUCCCUUCUUCUCCCCUUCUUGUGGGGAGCUGUCCUCCCCAGCCAGGCUGCCAUCAGCUCUGCAUGGGGACCUGAGGACUGCACACCCCCAGCCCUCGGUGCUGUGUCCGGCCACCUGGGGCUACCCUGGGGCCCUUUCUCUGCUUCCCAGCCUGCUCUAGCCUCCUUUCCUAAAAGCUGUCUUGACAGUCACUGGGCUCCUUGUGACUUUUGGCCCCUCCCUGGGCUGGAGUCUGGGGCUGCGUCAUUUUUUGGCUUCUGUUUUAUCUGAGGAUGGGGGAGGGCUGAUAAUGGUUCUCAAGUGGCCUGUGUGGCCACUGCCAACACCCCCAUUUACUCCUCCUGGUAACUUACUGCCUUCACAAUAAAGACCAUACCUGGUUUUUAGACUUG
Molecule: messenger RNA, 2221 nt
Organism: Rhinolophus ferrumequinum (greater horseshoe bat)
Lineage: Eukaryota; Metazoa; Chordata; Mammalia; Chiroptera; Rhinolophidae
Gene: MXRA8
Product: matrix remodeling associated 8
Exons: 10
Coding region: 102-1436 (444 amino acids)
Biological process (GO): cell adhesion; establishment of glial blood-brain barrier
Cellular component (GO): membrane; cell surface
Source: RefSeq, a predicted model, not a curated record